Nomia melanderi (Alkali bee) is the source of this 5828-nucleotide messenger RNA. Its product is annotated as metabotropic glycine receptor. Gene Ontology annotation, biological process: G protein-coupled receptor signaling pathway. Lineage: Eukaryota; Metazoa; Arthropoda; Insecta; Hymenoptera; Halictidae. Gene Ontology annotation, cellular component: membrane. Gene Ontology annotation, molecular function: G protein-coupled receptor activity. The record is from RefSeq and is a predicted model, not a curated record.
AUGAGUGUCCUGGUCGGCUGGUACGUCCUCGUUCUGGCGACGUGCACGCAGAGGCCCGUGCUGGCUGGGUUCGGGAGCCAGGAAGCGCAGAUAGAGAGGCCUAAAGAGCUGCUGCGCCAUCAGCAGAACCACAGGCCUUCGUUCAUUGAUAGAAAGCUAGAGAACAAAGAGGACGCCGAGCCUGUUUUGCACCUGGACGAUCAGGCUGAUGGGUUUUCCAGCGGGGAUGGCGACGACAAUGAACUGAUCCGCAAGUUGAAACCGGAGACCAGCAUCGAGAAGCCUGCCACGCAGAUUAGACACAGCAGAUCGAGAAACCACUUUGCUAGACAGGUGAAGCUUGAUGAUCCGGAGCUAGCUUAUGCCAGUGGGUCUGGCAAAAGAGUCCAGCUGACGGACAACGUGUCCCGGAGUGAGGACAGCUUGAAGCUAGCUAAAGGCAAGGGUUCCGGGGUUGAUGAAUCUGGACAAGAUGCUAGGUCCAGCGGUACGAUUGACGAGAGGUCAACCGUGGAACUGGACAAACUGCUCACUAGGCUGUCCGAAGCUGGAUCUGAUCGCAGGAAGGAGGGCAAGGCGAGGAACUCGCCGUCGGUCCGUCACAGGAACAACUCGUUCAACAAGCUAAAAAAGGUGAUGGCGAAGAACAGGGAUAGGAUGUUCAGCAAUCGUACUGCGGGCAACCUGACGGAGAUUUAUGGUCAUAUUGUUCAUGGGACCCAGACCGGAGACAGGAAUGAUUUAGACGGCGUGGAAAUGGAGAUCCUGGAGGACUAUGAUGUGUACAGUGACAACGAGAGUGGUAGGAACAGUUCCGAGCGCGAGGAUGAUUACGAGGAUUACGGGAGGACGAUGGUAGACCAGGCGAAGUCGGGCAAGGAAGGUGUCCACGUGGACAUCGUGACGAGGUUCUUGAGGAUCAUCGAGAACCAGCAUCUCCUAGGCGAGAACUGCACCGCUGGAACGGAUUUGAACCUCGGCGAGGGUGUCGUCGAUCAGUAUGCCCAGGAGAAGUUCCGGCUAGAGGCGAAUUUAGCCGUGAACAGGGCGAACAUGCUGACCAGGCUCUGGAAAUACGCGCCCGACGUGAUGCUGUCCUCGGAGUACCUGCUGCACGCGAGCGUGCUCUCGAUGGUCGAGUUCGACGAGGACAUAUUCGCUGCCGGGAACUGCUACGAUAAGCUUCAGUACAAGGAUCGCUGGCUCUACUGCCCGUUUGCCCAUCGGUUGCAGGAUCAGGACGGGAUACUCGUCAAGGACCUCGCCAUCGAGUACAAGUAUCUCAGCAACAGCAGCGAGUGGUUCUAUAUAGCAAGGAAGAACGCGGAGAAGGUGAUCGCGAACAACGAACAGUUCAGUCGCGGUUUCCACACAUACACCAUGAACGAGACUACGCACACGGAACGGGAGGAGGACGAGAUUUUGACCGUCAGAUACGAGGACGGCAGGUGGUCGAAGCCGUACUACGAUUGCGGCGGCGGGAAUAUCUGGAUGCUGACUUACACCGUUCCUUUCUUCGGCUACGUCAAUGACACUUACUUCUUCAAGGGGACGAGUGGUAUAGAUAUAGAUCUACGAAGGUUGGACAUAGAUCAGUGUCCCUUGCCACCUGGAUCCACGCAGCUGAAUAUAUUUGCAGCCAGUGACAAGUGCAAAAAACGAACCACCGAGUGCAUCGCCAUACCAGGUUUGGGAUUUCGUCGUGGGAGCUACCGAUGCAUCUGCAAGCGUGGAUUUUAUUAUCCCGAUACGAAGUCGAUGAAUCGAUAUUACAAUGGCACCGUGAUCGAGGAAGAAUACGAGAAACUGAUGAUGGGGGAGGAGAGCCAAUACGACGUGGACGGCGUGUUCGAGUGUCUUCCUUGCGCGGAGGGCUGCGAGUCCUGCGAGGAUGACUCGCCGUGCGUCGUGUCCUUGAACUGGCUGAUGAGGACGGCGAUCCUGAUUCUGGAAUGCUGCGUCAUCGCCUGUUUGCCCGCUGUCGUUCUGUUUACCUGGAAGUACGGGAACGUCAAGGUCGUGAGAGCCGCGAGCCCGGUUCUCCUCCGCGUAAUCGUGCUGGGUGCAUUCUUCAUAUAUUGUACGACCAUUGUAAUGUACCCCCGACCGAACGUCAUCACGUGCACGGUGCGAGUCUGGCUACGAGAAAUUGGAUUUUCACUCACUUACGGCGCGCUGAUGCUCAAAACCUGGCGGAUAUCCGUGAUAUUCAGAGUGAAGUCGGCGAAAGCGGUGAAAAUAACGGACGGCAGCCUGCUGAAGCGGCUGGGUGUCAUCGUGAUGAUAUUCAGCGUGUUCCUGAGCAUUCGCACCCUCGUCGCGCCGCCGGUGGUGAUAGUCGCUCGAACUGCAGACGACCUGAAAGCUUAUCUGUGCCGGACGGACUGGUGGGAUCACAGCUUUACUACACUGGAGGUGAUGUUUCUAAUAUGGGGCAUCCGGUUAUGCAUCGUGGUACGCAAAACUCCAUCAGAGUUCAAUGAGAGCCGCUUCAUCUCGAUGGCGAUCUACAACGAAUUUCUACUCUCAGUCUUCCUAAACGUUUCGAUGUUGUUCUUGCAAUCGCCGGCCAAUCCAGAUUUAUUGUACGUGAUAUUUUUCUGUCACACCCAGCUCACCGUCACGCUGCUGCUGUGCCUGAUAUUCGGCAGCAAGGCCUACGUGGUGUUCCGUAGCGGGGGCAAGGACGACGCGAAACACUCGGGCGCGACGGGGAAAUUUCUGGGGAAAAGCGGUCGGCCGCCAGGCACCAGCAACCAGACGAACUCCAUCUCCCUUCAGCAGGGAAACUUCACCGACGAGAGCGACGGUGCCACGGAAGAAUUUCGACGGUUCAUUAAUCAAUUAGAGGUUCUCAAAGAGAAGAACGUUCUUCUUGGUAAUCACCACCUUGUAAACAAGUUGGCAGCCAUGCACGAGGCAGCGAAUCGCGCAGAAACCCAAGUCUCCACGAUACAGGCGAUCUCUUCGAGCAUGAGACUGAACGAUCUGAAUGGAUCCACGGCGAUCGCCGAGACGAACGUUGGCGGGUCGUACCAGGUUGACAGUGACAAGAAAAGCGGUGUCGAGUCGAAGGAGGAGAAGAGGUGCCAGGCCUGCCUAGAGAAGAAUGGCAUCAAAAGUAGGGAGCAAAGCUCCUCAAAGGACACCAGUGAGGUCCUGGUGACUGUCGAGGCGAAGAAGACUCCUCGUACCACCGACGUCGCAGUGUCCACUUCCAGUAGGCCAAGCACAGAGGACAUUGGCACGGAAACCAAGCAAGAAGAGAAGGAGACUAGAGAGAAGAGCAAGAGCAAGUCUGGCCACGCCAGGACUCACGCCAUAGUCAUCAACCUGGACGACAAGAGCAGGUUCUCUGAAGAGGUCACUGUGUAGAGACAUUGGUCACAUGAUCUACGGACUAUCCUCUUAUUAGAGUACUCUAGCUUCAAGAUUUGUCAUUUCGAAUUGUGCAGUGGAAGAGGUCAGUGUUGUUGGUGUUCGCACGUAGACAGUUUGAAGGUGUGUUCAACGAGAGAUCACUGGAAAAUGUAAGUGGAAAAUUGUUUGAAAAUGCUGUUCGGUUUCCCAAAGGCUCGGGAACGACGUGGACCAGAUUUGUAAAGUUUCUGAGAACGUUGAGAUCACGGUUUUUCACUGUUUGGAAACGAGCGUCUUUGGGAAACCGAGGUGGGAAGUCUUUGAAAGUGUCUGUCUUUCGAGCAGUGAGCAGAAAAUGGAGUAAACUUAGUUAUCGAACGACGGGACUUGCAGCAAAUGGGUAAACGCACUCUUCCCGGAGAUGUGCAUCACCGAUCCGUCCCAGAUAGAAAAGUUCCGCACCCUUUCUCUACUUUCACCGAUUUUUAUGGGCAUCCCUCGACUUCGGGGUACUCCGGUAACGUUAACUUAACCUACAUAGCGCCUGCGUCGUUAUUAACGAACGUAUUUUAUUAUCAGCGCACGGUGCUGCAAAAUUCGAGUCCGAAACUUUGACAGAACGAUUCUUCGGGUGAAAUUACAUCGAAAACAUCUAAAGAACUUUCUUUCUAGGGCGUACCGUUCUCGAGAAAAAGGAGUUAAAAGUUCGGCACCGCCCACAGCUCUGGUAGCCACGCCCUUUUCGACGCGCGCACAGUUGUCAUAUCUUCAAACCCAAUUUUCUCGGAACGGGCGCGUCCUAUGAGAAAAUUUCAAGGGGCAAUUUCGAUUCGUUUUUGAUCGAGAAAUCAAAUGUCGUCGAGAUUUCACGCGAAACCGAAGCUUCGCCGAUAGAACACCUCAUCGAAUCACACCGUCUGAAGCUGUGGAACACGAGUCUUGAUUUCGCGCCUCGAUAUUUACUGUCACGAAACAAUACUUGUUCAGGGCUCAGAGUCGCGAACGUUGUUUAUUUACGUAUUGAAUUCUAUCUGGGACACAUCCAUCAGUCUCGACGCGCAGCGAUGUUCGCGCGCUCGCUCAGCUUCUGUAAAUAUACGCUCUAGCCGCUUAUUCGAAGUCUUCUGCCGUACGCGUAAGUCGAUCUGUAAAUAAUACAAGUCGCUCCGCGAACGAGUCGCGAGUUCUACAUGAUCGAACCCGUUUCCGCCGAGAUCUCGAGCGUGUCAGCGAAUGCGGGGGUGGAGAGGGGGCGGGGCGAAAGUUGCCCCCACAUCGCGCGCUCGUCAUAUCAGUCCAACUGUAAAUAACGUUGUACAUAAAACACGCGACGCGAGUUUGCCACUAGACUAACGAUCGAGUUUCGUUGUUAUGAUCAUGCGUUAGGUUACCACGGACGUCGUUAGGCUAAACGAGAAGUUUCGUCGGGUUGUUGCGCACGUGGCGGUCUUUCCGAAUUUCCGGAAAAUUUCAUUCGAAUCCGAACGAAUUUUGAACAAUUCCCAACACUUUUCGCCAAUGAAUUUCGACGAUAUUUUCAUUGCUGAAAAAUAUGUUGUUUGUUGAUAUUUAUACAGAAAAAAUUGUUUAAUGGUUGAAUUAAUUUAGGGAUUUCGUUUUUGGUGAUUCAAAAUUCAUGUUGGAAGUGGAAGUAGAUCAGAGUACAAUACUUUGAUAUAAAUUCGUUGAAGGUGAACUGGUGGAUAGCUUUCCAUUUGUUUUAAAGAGCGUUUGACAGUGAAGUGUGCUCUCGACAUGAAUGAGGGAAUAAUGAUUUGAGAACACUCGAAUGUCCCGAUCAUGUGCAACAGCCUGAUAAUCACGCGACAAUGGACACUUUUCGACGCGCUGCGUUGAUGAACGAAUGAUGAUGGCGAGGAGACGUCGAUGGGACGGUGAUGGGAAUAUUUAUUGACGUGGAAUUUAAGUUGGGUUGUUGCAUACAAAAUGGUGUAGAUUCUUUUUCAUUUUUAUUGGAUUAUUUUUAUUAAAUAUUUCUGUUGGACGAAACAUUUCUAUUGUAUAAUAUCAUUAGUAAUGUUUUUUGGUGACUUUUUUGUCGAUGAAUUUUCAUUGUCUAUAGCGAAUAAUUCUUUUUAUUCAAAAAAUAAAUUUUAUCUUGAAAUUGCAAUGAAAUUUUGAGUUUCAAGUGAAAUAUGCGAUUUUAUAUUCUACUAUAUUUUACGAUAAUUAAUAACACACCCGUCGUACGUGCGAGGUUAAACAAUUAACUCCACUGUUCCGUGUGCAACAAGUUAUUCGAUUGAAUAAUGCUCACUGAAGUGGUGGGAGUGUUCAUCGAUCCGUGCCGAAUCGUUAACAAGUCAAACAGUCAAUUCUUCUCAAAUCUAACACACUUGAUUCCUUUAAAUUAUUAUUGCAUAAUAAAAGUAAACUUCUUAAAAAAGUAUAUACGAAAGAAAACAAUAAAAAAACUCCGAAAACAUUAAUUAAUAAACUCACAGACA